This is a messenger RNA of Fragaria vesca subsp. vesca, 1327 nucleotides long. RefSeq names its product WD repeat-containing protein LWD1-like. Gene Ontology annotation, cellular component: nucleus. Lineage: Eukaryota; Viridiplantae; Streptophyta; Magnoliopsida; Rosales; Rosaceae. The transcript has 3 exons. The record is from RefSeq and is a predicted model, not a curated record. Gene Ontology annotation, molecular function: protein binding. Bases 187 to 1194 code for a protein of 335 amino acids.
AGACACCCAUUGUUAAUGAUGGACCUCCUUACAAUAGCUUCCUCUUUAAUUCACAGUGAUAAGAAAUCUCACAUGUUCUGGACUGAGCUAUUCCGCCCAUAGCUGCUGCUGCUGCAACUUCCUUUGAGCAAUAAAGGACGUCACAAAUUUCCAGCUGCAUAUUAGUGAACUCCGGCCACUACCAUCAUGCAAAGUCCAGCAGAGAAAAAACCAGGCGUCUACACCUACGUGAGUCAAUGGCCAAUCUACUCCCUGGCCUGGUCAGCUCGCCAUGACAAGCCUUCACGCCUCGCCAUUGGGAGCUUCAUCGAAGACUACAGCAACAAGGUCGAACUCGUCCAGUUCAACUCUUCCACCUCCGACUUCACCACCGACAACCGCCUCAUUUUCGACCACCCUUAUGCCCCCACGAAUCUGAUGUUCUUCCCCUCCGAUGCGGCCACCAAUCCCGACCUCAUAGCCACCUCCGGUGACUACUUACGCAUUUGGGAGAUCCAUGACGACCGAAUCGAGCUCAAGUCGCUGCUCAAUGGCAACAUGAGCAGCGAGUUCAACUCGGCCAUAACAUCAUUUGAUUGGGCCGAAUUUGACACUCGGAGAGUGGCCACAUCGAGUGUCGACACAACGUGUACGAUUUGGGACAUUGAGAGGGAGGCCGUGGACACCCAACUGGUGGCUCAUGACAAAGAAGUUUAUGACAUUUCUUGGGGUGGAUUCAACGUGUUCGCUUCUGCUUCUGGGGAUGGCACUGUUAGGGUGUUCGACUUGAGAGACAAAGAGAGGUCGACAAUAGUAUAUGAAAACCCUGCUCAAGAUGGGUCAUUGUUGAGGCUAGAAUGGAACAAACAUGACCCAAGGUUCAUAGCCACGGUUGGAGUGGACAGCAACAAGGUGGUGAUAUUGGACAUUAGGUUUCCCACCGCACCAAUGAUGGAGCUUAAAAAGCAUGGAGCCAGUGUGAAUGCCGUUUCUUGGUCGCCACGCAUGGGGCACCAGCUAUGUUCUGUGAGUGAUGAUUCAAGGGCUAUGAUAUGGGAGGUGGUGAGAACCGGGUUUGGAUCCGAUGGGGCGGACGUCGAGCCGGAGAUGUGGUACGGAGCGACGGCUCAGAUCAAUCAAGUGCGGUGGUCACCUGUGGAGUUGGAUUGGAUUGCCAUUGCUUUCAUGAACAAGUUGCAGCUAUUGAAGGUUUAGUAAUUGUAAUAUCGUAUGGUAAAGGUUUGACCAGCAUUUCCAAGUUACAAGAUAACCGUAGCUAGCUGGAGUUGUGGAAUUAACAAUUUGUAAAAUUAUAAUGCAAAGUUGACGUACGUUAUAACCGAUAGCC